CACCUCGCUUUACUCGCGUCUUCAGCCGUACCCUGAAAAAUUUGCUCCGAGCUUCUCUCGCUUGCUGGGUUCCGCCACGCCUAGCAGCGGCCCUCCUUGGCUGCCCCGCAACUCUCUCCCGCCUCGGGUCAGCGGCCGCUUAGGUUCGAUGAUGCCAGGAGCGAAGCUUGUCCAGAGCCCCGAGGAAGGAGGCGUGUGCAUUACUGAAGCCCUCAUCACUAAGCGAAACUUGACCUUCCCUGAGGACGAUGAGCUGUCGGAGAAGAUGUUUCACACUCUUGCUGAGCUGCAGACCGUCCGCCUGGACCGGGAGGGCAUUACCACCAUCAAGAACCUCGAAGGCCUGCAGAACCUCCACAGCCUCUAUCUGCAAGCGAACAAGAUCCAGCGGAUUGAGAACCUGGCUUGCGUGCCCUCCUUGCGCUUCCUGUCUCUGGCAGGGAACCGAAUCAGGCAGGUGGAAAACCUCCUUGGCCUCCCGUACCUCCAAUUCCUGGACCUUUCCGCUAACCUGAUAGAAACGCUGAAGCUGGAUGAGUUCCCACACGGCCUUCUCAUCCUCAACCUGACCGGCAACAGCUGCACCACCCAAGAUGGCUACAGGGAGCGGGUGACGGAGGCCCUGCCACUGCUCCUGGACCUGGACGGGCAGCCUGUGUUGGAGCGCUGGACCUCGGACGAGGAGAGAGCCUCGGGCGAUGAGGACGAGGAGUUCCCGGAGCUCAGUGGCCCAUUCUGCUCCGAGCGAGGCUUCCUCAAGGAGCUGGAGCAGGAGCUGAGCGGCCGCAAGGAGCGCAGGCAGCAGGCAGCCCUGACGGAGCACCUGCUGAGGAUGGAGACAAAGCCCGCCCUCGCCAGCCUGCCCCCGCGGCCGCCGCUGGAGGAGCAGCCCACGGCUGGGGACAGCAGCCCCUCUGCCACUCCCAGGCAAGGGAGAGAGAUGCCCCCUGAAGCCCCCUCCUCUUCCAUGGCCUCCUCUCCCACCAAGAAACCCUGCGCUCUGGCUCCCAGGGCCCAGCAAAGCUCCCAGGCAAGGAAGGGCCCCCACGUGGCCGCAGCCCCCAAGACCUCUGGGGUUGGGGCCACCAGAACUGUGACCAAAAGAGCUAAGAAAUAAAGCCCCUGCGGCGGCAGCCCUGCCCAGUAAA
This is a messenger RNA of Oryctolagus cuniculus (rabbit), 1148 nucleotides long. RefSeq names its product leucine rich repeat containing 46 (gene LRRC46). The record is from RefSeq and is a predicted model, not a curated record. Lineage: Eukaryota; Metazoa; Chordata; Mammalia; Lagomorpha; Leporidae. Gene Ontology annotation, molecular function: protein binding.